AGUUGGAUAUAAUGCAACAUUUACAUUCGGCCCAUCAAGUUCGUUUUAAAAGGUUUGGGCACCUCAGGCUCUGAUGAUUUACAGGGCAUUGUUCAUUUCCCCAACCAAUGAAUCUCUCUCUCUCUCUCGCUCUCUCUCGCUCUCUCUCUCUCUCGGAGUCGACUCAGUGAUGACUCGGUCUGUGUUUGUCUUCGCGUUGUCAGCCAUAUUAGCGCCCUCCUCCAUCUCGACCACCGCUAGCUCCAGGACAUGCAUGUAUCAGGCCGGCGUAAGGACGAAGAGGCUUAACGUUUUCGAUCUGUUUCAAAGAACAGUAUCAAAUCUACAGAAUGGAGGCCGUCAAGGCGUUUAACGGCGAGCUGUGCUCAAUGAAUGAAUACAAGCCACCGAUCUCCAAAGCAAAGAUGACCCAGAUUACAAAAUUGGCAAUUAAAACUAUAAAGUUCUACAAGCAUGUCGUCCAAAGUGUGGAGAAAUUCAUUCAGAAGUGCAAGCCUGAGUACAAAGUCCCUGGUCUGUAUGUCAUCGACUCCAUUGUACGGCAAUCUCGUCACCAGUUUGGGCAAGAGAAAGAUGUUUUCGCCCCACGCUUUAGUAAGAACAUCAUUACAACUUUCCAAAACCUCUACCGCUGCCCAGCUGAUGACAAGAGUAAGAUUGUCCGAGUACUAAAUCUAUGGCAGAAAAACAGUGUCUUUAAGAGUGACAUCAUCCAGCCUCUACUGGAUAUGGCUGCAGGGCUCCCACCCCCCAGCGUUACGCCCGUCUCUGCCAGCAGUGCCGUACCCAUCAACAGCACUACUCCUGGAACUCCGGCAACUCCAGCCACCCCAGCCAACAUAGUGCAGAGUCUCCCAGACUGGGCGUCUCAGAUCUCCAACACAGACACAGUGGCUGCGGUCGCCCAGAUCUUACAGAGUCCCCAAGGCCAGCAGUUGCAGCAGCUGGUUCAGAGCUUGCAGAUGCAGCAGCAGAAACCUCAGCCCUCUCUGCUGCAGGCGCUGGAUGCAGGAUUGGUGGUGCAGCUGCAGGCUCUGACUGCACAGCUCACUGCAGCCGCAGCAGCCAACACGCUCAACCCGCUGGAACAGAGAGUUUCCUCCUUUAACAAGAAGCUGUUGGGUCAGUUCGAUUUUAGGAAUGAGUCGGAGCACAGUGAGGAUUCUAAGAAAGAUGCUACACCAUCUCAGUUACCUGUGGUGCCAGAGUCCAUCAACAGCUCAAUAUUUCAUCAGCUGGCCGAGCAUCUUCAGCAGCAAAACCUCGAGCAGUUUCAGAAACAGCUGAUGGAGCACCAGCAUCAUCAACAGAAGUCUAUGACCAUGGAGGGCCAGGAUGCCAUCUUUGGUCUUGAAAAUUCUGCCCCUCCUGGCCAGAGCAGCGCCCCACCACAGCUCCCAGAACAAGAAGCAAAAAUGGAUGACUCCAUUGAUAACCAGCAACAGGACAUGGAUAUUGAUGAGGGACAGGAUACUGUAGAUGAGGAGCUCUUUGAGGCUGAGGAGAAGAAAACCAGCAGCACCCGUUCAAGGACACACUCGAGAUCUCGGUCCAGGUCACCUAAGAGAAGGAGGUCAAGGUCUCGCUCAGGGUCUCGGAAGCGCAAACACAGGAAGCGAUCACGGUCUCGCUCAAGGGACAGAAAGAGGAAGUCCUCACGUUCUUAUUCCAGUGAGCGACGAGCGCGGGAAAGAGAAAAGGAACGGCAGAAAAAAGGGCUUCCUCUAAUCCGCUCAAGGGUUCUAAGUGUUUGCAGCACUACUCUAUGGGUCGGCCAAGUGGACAAGAAGGCCACCCAACAAGAUCUUACUAACCUCUUCGAAGAGUUUGGCCAGAUUGAAUCUAUCAAUAUGAUUCCUCCCAGAGGCUGUGCUUACAUCUGUAUGGUUCAUCGUCAGGAUGCAUACCGCGCCCUUCAGAAACUGAGCACUGGCUCCUACAAAAUCGGUUCAAAGGUCAUCAAAAUUGCUUGGGCCCUCAAUAAAGGGGUGAAACAGGAGUAUAAGCAGUUCUGGGAUGUGGACCUUGGGGUGACUUAUAUCCCAUGGGAGAAGGUCAAACUGGAUGACCUGGAUGACUUUGCAGAAGGAGGCAUGAUUGACCAAGAGACUGUCAACAAUGAAUGGGAAUCCCAGAGAAAUACUGAGACUGCCAAAGAGACUCCAAAUCAGGCUGUUACAGCUGAAACCAGUACAGCAAGCAGCACACCAAGUGAGGCCUUUACCCAGCCUGUCACUAUGAUGCCCAUGCAGAUUCCAGUGGCACAGACAGUCCCUGCUGUUGGCCUCGUGCCUCCGUCCUUCCCUGUCACCAUGACAAUGCCCCCACCAGGCUUUGGUCCCCCACCACCAUUUCUAAGGGCAGGGUUCAAUGCCUCACAGCCUCCUCCAGGUUUCAUGGCUACGCCAGGAGUAGGACCAUCAGCGCUUGGAACCAGUCUUGCUUCAGCUCAGACCUCUCUAGUGCAGCCUUCGCUGCCAACCAUUCAAGAGAACAGCAAGGAUUCUCUGUUUGGAGCCAUGAUUCCUCCCACCAGUACUAUUCCUGGGAGUUUUAUUCCAUCAGCAAUGCCCGGGGCAGGAGUCUUUAACCCUGUGGGAGCACAGCAUCAGCAGAGCAGCGCUGACAAAAUGCCUCAGUCGGCUGAAAUGAUGGAGACAGCUUCUGAGAUAACACUGCAGGGAAUGCAAAAUGCAGUGCGCAGUGGAAUGGGUCUGCUAGGUUUGCACCCUUCUGCAUCUCUAACACAUCCUCUCUCUGGCCAGAGGAUGGCAGGGCUGCUUCCCCUGGAACUGCGACCCAACCUGCUCCAGGGACCUGGGGGCCGCUUCCCCCUGCUCAUGCAGCCAGGUCUUGCACAUCAGACCAACAAUGUCCUGGAUGCUUCACUUCAAGCCCGUGUUCGGGUUCCAUUCUCUCAAAUGGAGCAGUUCAACCGUGCUGAAGGCACUUUCGCAAGGGCACCUAACCCCUCAUCUGCUGGAGCUGACAGUCUGGCCAAGGCCGAUAAUGAGACACCACCCAGGUCAGAUGUAGGUGCCCAACAAGAAGGAGAUCAGGACUAUCGCUUUCCACCGCCAGAGAAGCAGAGCACAGGGUUGUUGAAGACCCCUCCUUUGGAGAUGCGUACUGAACCUGUGCCUGUCAGACCACCUUUACUAGAACGACCUCCAAGAACAGUCAUGCAAGCUGAAGGUCGAGAAGGUCGAAGAGAAAAUAUGUCAGGAGGUUUCAGGGCAGAAAGUCGCUGGGGACCACCCAGGGGUGACUUCGAUGAGCGAGACAUGAGGGGGAUGUCUGCUGGACCUCCAAAGGGUUUUCAGGAGGAACGGUCCAACCCUAACUUUCAGAAUCGUUUUGAGGGCCGCAGCGGAAGUUCAUCAGGACCUGCUUGGAAUCGUGGAACUGGGCCUUCUUUUAACGCAAACAUGCACCAGGACUACGAUGAUCGUCGAAGACCUUGGGAAAGGCAGAAGGACCGAGAUGACAGGGACAUGGACUUCUGGGGCGAAAUUAAUGGCAAUCGUCAACGUGAAAGGGAGAGGGACAGGAAUCGGGACCGUGAACGCGGCAGAGAGCGGAAUCGCGAGAGAGAUCGAGAAUGGGAGCGUGAAAGGGACAGAGAGAGGGAGCACGAGAAGGAUAAAGAGCGGGAACGGAAAUGCUGGACUCCCCUUUCUUCACAAUCUCAGCCUCAACCGCUGCUUCCCAAGUCUCAACCACUGCUCCCUCUACCGACCCCCUUGGUUGCUCAGCCUGAAGUACAAGAAGAAGUGCAAAUUAACUCACUGUCUCUACCGGUGCCCCAACACCAGCCUCAUCCGGAACCACAGCCAACAGAACGAGAAGCUGAACCACAACCAGAGGUAAUGCCAGAGCUACAGUCGCAGCCCAAGUCACUCAGCUCCGCUGAAGAGAUGGCAAAUAGUCAAGAGCAGGAGAAAGCCUCACGAAUCAAUGGAAUGGAGACCGGAUCAAAACCUCAAUUAAACAUUUUGGAACCUGCAUCCCAGACCGCUACAGAGCCCUCUCGUAGCCCCUCUCCAUCCCUUACCUCCACACCCACCUGCUUCCAGAAUGAGCCCUUGAAAAGAGAGAAGACCCCAGAAAUGUCUGUUUCCUCAUCUGUGGAUGCAGACACUGAACAGACUGGGCCAAAGGUGAACGCUGAGACUGAACCUGAGCUAGAGAAAACAGACACUGAGGAAACAUAAUCAUCACUCAGUAGGUAAAGAUCAUUUUGUAUAGUCAUCUCUGUAAUCGUUUUGAAAGCUCUCACAGGACUCACUCAGUUCGCUAGAUUAUAGCAGACAUCUUAACGAAUGAUUCUUACCUCUCAAGCUUCAAAUGUAUAUGCAUUCUAGGCGGCUCACACUAGAGGAUCUAAAUGGUAGGUGGGAUUUUAAUAUUUUAUUUUCUUCCCUGUUUAAGUUUUUAAUGCAGCCCCAUUGUUUUAAUUAGGUGUUUUUUUUCUCUCAUGACACUUGCUUGCCAAAAUAUUGUGUAGCCUAAUUGUAAAUGCGGGAGGAAAAGAGGUUUGACCUUCCUAUGGAAGAGUGUAAGGAUUCUGGCUGUUUCCUUUGGAUUGAUUGAAUUACUUGAAAACAGCACUGGCUUGUUUAGUCUUUUCUUUUCAAAACUGCAGCUGCAAAAUUUGAAAUGAAUGCUUCUGUGGUGUCCAAUGCUUCUCGUCUCUAAAGCAGAAUAUACGUACAUCAGAUACAGUGAGAACAGUACUGCGUUUUAGUUGCUUUGAAAAGGAACCUUUACAAAAAAAAAUUUUACUACGAUGUAUUAUCCCAAUAUUAAAUGUCUGUGAUUUUUCUGCAUCAAACUUCCAUGGAAAUACAAGAGCUCAGAAAAGGCGAUCAAAGGAAAUAUGAAUGUUGGGUGCAAUCUGUCUUAGUUUCAAAUAAACAUGCUCUGAUUGUUAAAAA
Sinocyclocheilus grahami is the source of this 4937-nucleotide messenger RNA. Its product is annotated as protein SCAF8-like. The record is from RefSeq and is a predicted model, not a curated record. Gene Ontology annotation, molecular function: RNA binding. Gene Ontology annotation, cellular component: nucleus. Bases 330 to 4214 code for a protein of 1294 amino acids. NCBI's taxonomy places the organism in Eukaryota, Metazoa, Chordata, Actinopteri, Cypriniformes, Cyprinidae. The transcript has 20 exons.